UAUGAAAUAAGCAAACCAAUAUUUUUUAUUAAAUGGUCAAAUGAUUCAGGGAUAUUAGAUUUAAUCAUUUAUAGGGAAAGGUCAAUUUGGACAAGUAAUUAUGAAGUACCAAUUUAGGUUUUUAAAGCAGUGAAAUUUGAGAAUCGUGAAAUAGUCGCCAUAAAACUUAUCUAGAAAAAGAGAUUUUAAGAUAAUGAUGGAAUUGUAGGACAGCUAGUAUAAUCAGAAAUUAAAGCUCUACAGUUAGUUAAGAGUGACCAUGUUGUCGGAUUUAUUGAGUCUUUCUAAGAUCUAGAAUAUUGCUAUAUAGUGAUGGAAUAUUGUAAUUGUAAACUUAAUUAACUAUUUUAAUUCUAGCUGGAGACUUGGAGCAACAAUUGAAGAAUCCUAAACUGAAACUGACCGAAAACGAUGCUAUAGGAAUUAUUAAGCAAAUUUUAAUGGGUCUAAGAGAUUUACAUUCAAAAUUUAUAAUUCAUAGGGAUCUUAAAUUGCAAAAUAUUAUGGUUCAUAAUAAUUCCAUUUACAAAAUUGCCGAUUUGGGAUUCUCUAAAGUCUUAUAAAAUGCAGUAUUAGACAUCUCAAUUAUUAUAGGAUCAAAAAUCCGUAUUAUAGUUGGGAACAUUAUUUACAAUGGCUCCAGAAAUAUUUAAUUAAAAUCAAUAUGGAUUAUCAUCAGACAUGUUUUCUGUAGGAGUCAUCUUUUAUUAGAUCCUAUUUGAUAGAUUUCCAUUUAAAUAAAGGGAUUACAUAUCGGAUAGUCAACGUAUAAGAAUUAUAUAUUAAAUUAUAGCAAACAUUAGCUUUUAGAAAAAUAAAAUUGAUGUGUCAGCUCACACCAUAAAUCUCUUGGAGAGAAUGCUCUAGUUCAAUCCUAACAACCGAAUCACUUUCAAAGAUUUAAUACGUCAUCCUGUUUUUGCUUCCGACAAACUUUUUUAUAGUACCUUUUUAAUUUUAACUCUAUUAGGUACAACCAGCAAAAUUUAAUUGCAAGCUAAUAUGAUUUCAUUUGAUGGGUAUCAAGAAUUUUAUUAGGAACAAUCAGGAAAAAUAGAGGCAAGUUAAUCCAAAUUGAUGUAUCAAUAACAACCAAACUAAUCAAUUGUUUAGAAGGAAGUGUAAUUAUAGAAAUCCAUUAAAUUUUUGGAUAUGUCAGAGAUAAAAAAUGAAAUUGCAGACAAUAUAUUAAGCUUGGAAAUAGAUAAGAUUAAUAAAUAGAUAAAUGAGAUGUACUUCUUUUCUAAUACAUUGCAAGAGGUUAUUUAAGUUCUUCGAUUUCCUCAUUUUAUGGAUAUACUGUGUAUUAAAAUAUAAAAACUAUGUUAAAGUAUUCUCAAAUUGAUUAAGGAGAAUAUUGAUCAAUAUAAAAAUCAAAAGCAAUAUAAAGAUGACUAUAGGUUACUUGUAGAAUAGAAUCGCGAAAUGGAAACUUAUAAUGAAUUAAUUUCAUAUUAUUUGUUAGAUGCCAAAGAGUAACUAACAUAAUUCUCAGAGGAAAGUUUAUAAGAUUAAAUAUCAUAGUAUAAUGAUGAAGAAUAAUAAUUUAAUAGAGGAUUCUUUUAAUAGAUAAUGAAUUAUUUAGAAGAUAAAAAUAAAUAAAUUAAUUUUGCCUUUGCUCAUGUAAUUUUAUGCUACUUAUAUUGCAAAACCAAAAAUCCAGACUUUAUCGAGUUUGAUUCAACAACUUUCAACCUUAAUCAAUCCUAAGAAUAAUACCCUAAUUAAAAUUAACUUUUAGCACGAAUUGAAGAAAAUUCCUCACUUUAAUAUUAUUUACAAUAUUGA
Paramecium octaurelia is the source of this 1788-nucleotide messenger RNA. NCBI's taxonomy places the organism in Eukaryota, Ciliophora, Oligohymenophorea, Peniculida, Parameciidae. The record is from the annotation of a GenBank genome assembly.